AUGAAUUAAGCAAAAAAAGCAGUUGAUACGCCAAGAUUUGAAUCUCGAAACUCGAGAGAGGAAGAAAGGGGGCCAAAUUCUAGAAAAAGUUCAAAGUCUAAUUUAAAAGGGAAAGUAGUAAAAAAUAAAAACACUUAAGUGUCACCUGCUGCUUCAGGAGAAUAAACUACUACAGCACCCAAGAAAGUUAAAAAAUCAACUGAAAAUACAUCAGCUAAGAAAAAAAAGCUCACAUAAAGAUCAGUAUCAAAAGGAUAAAAUUCUGUAAAUGCUUCAAAAAGCGAAGCUGCAAUAAUGCAAAAAUUCUUAAAUAGCUAAGCUUCUUUAGAUAAAUCGCUUUCUCCAUCACCUAUAAGCCAUAAACUCAGCACGAAAAAAUCGCCUGAAAGGUCUCAUAAUUACUCUUUAGUUAGCGCUCAUAGUUCUUAAAAUAAAAAGCUUAGCAAAUCAAAAACAGAAAAUAGCAUUUUAAAAUAAAAAAGCAAAAUUGUUAUGGAUGAGUCUAAUGCAUCCAAAAAAUUUUUUAAUGUGUCUUAAUUAAAUUCUAAAAAAGCUUCAAUGUUAAAUACUCAAGAAGAAGGUUUUAUAAAUAAUUAAAGUGGUAAAUAAAAUCAGCUUAAAUAAAGUGAGUAAGACUCAAAGUUGCAAGUAAAUACAGAAAAUAUUCACGAUCAAAGUAGUAGUAGCAGCAGUAGUGAUAAUGAAUUUGAUGUCAUAUUAAGUCCUAGAGUUUUGAGGAGGUUGCAAGAAUAAAAUUAAAAAGCUUAUGAUGCUACCAAUUUAAAUAAAGAGAGUGAUUAUGUAAUUUCUAAAAAAAUUGAUGAUUGGAAAAGGGAAAGAUUAGAAAAAGAGUACAAAUGUUUAUUUUAUAAAACAAGAGAAAUUAGUGAACUCCUUUUAGAAUCUCAAAAAGCAAGCUCUUAGUUUUAAAAAGAAAUCGAUGAAAAGCAGCAGCUAUAUGACCUCACUAAGUAAAAAUAUAAAUAAUGCAAAUAACUACUUAAAGAAAUUAAAUAAAAUCUCUUAGUCAAGGACCAGCACAACACAGAAGCAUCUAACAAGGAAAUUUUACUUUAAAAUGAAGUAGAGAAUUUAAAUAAAACAGUGAAAGAUUAUAAGGGAUAAGUAAAAGAAUUAGAGAAUGAACUCUAGAAAAUUAAAUAUGAAAGCAACAAUGAAAAAAGCACUUUUGUUGAAAAGAUGAAGAUGCUCAAGGAGUAAUUAACUAAUUAAAAGGAAGAAGAUUCAAAAAAAGCUUAGAAUAUUGAAAAAAUAGAAAUGGCAACUUAAAAAAAAAUUGAGUUAUUAUAAAAUUCUAAUACUAAUUUGUAAGAAAAGCUCUCUAUGAUUCAAGAAAAAUACGAUUAAGACACAAGAGCUUAUAAAUAAGAAAUUAUUGAAUUAGAAACGAAAUACUAAAAUGAAUUCAAGCAAAUGCAAUAUAAAGAAAAUCAUCAAUUCGAAAUUAUAACUACGCUUGAGAGAGAAAGGGAUAAAUUAGCAAAUUAAUUAGAGUAACUUUUGCAGGCUAACACCAAAUAUUAAUUAGAAGUAACUGACAUGCAAAAAAGCUUGAAAGAUGAAAAGGAAGAUUAUUAUAAAUACAAAGAGGAGAAUUAAAUUUUGAUGCUUAAAAAUUAGAGUGCACAAGAUUAGAUUGAAGAGCUUAAAAGGAAAAACGAAACAUUAAAAAAGAAGAUGGGAGACUUAGAAGAAUAAUUGUUUAAAAUGAAGAAUGAGAAAUUCGAAGAAAAAUUAUAAUAUGACAAUUCUCUCAAUUAAAUAUAAAAUUUACAGGUUUCUUUGUCAAAUUUAAAGAAGGAAUAAGAGUAAGAAAAAUAAAUAAAAGAUUAAAUGCAGCUUGAUUUGGUAAAGUACAAAGAACUUUCAAAUGGAUUGGAAAGAGAAAAUAAAUUACUUAAAGACGAAUUAAGUACUAAGAACUCCGAAAUAGAAAGAAUAAGGGAAAGUAAGGAUAGAAUUGAAGAACAAAUACGUAGAGAGUUAGAAGAUACAAAGGCUUAAAAGAGAGAAUAUGAAAAUAAACUCAAAAAAAAGGAGACAAAACUCUCCAAAUUGAGAGAUGAUAUGGACCAGAAAAUUAAAAGACUUAAUGAAAAGAAUCUGAUUUUAGAAAACGAGUUGAUUCUUGAAAAAAGAACUAUGGAUGAUAAAUUUACAUCUAUUUAGGAGUUAUAAAAAAACUUUGAAUAAUAAAUUCUUCAAAAUAAAGUUUUACAACAAGAGAAGCAGAGAGUAGAAGAAAUGAUGAAAUCUUUAGAGUUUGAGACCAAGUAGAAAUUCGAGCAGUCUCAAACUUUGUAACUCAAAAUCCAAGAAUUAGAGAAAUAAAUUUCUAAUGCAGAAGACGAAAAAGACAGUUAUAAAAACAAAUACAUGUUUAGCAGAUUCGAAGCAAGAAAAAUAAAAGAUGAUUUCAUAGAGAAAGAAAAUAAAUUGAAGUCUGUUUAUAAUAGUUAAAUAGAGUAAUUUAAUUAUGAAAGAGAAUAAUUUAUAUAGUAGAAAAUAGAAGAAGAUAGUAGAAAAAAAGUUAAAGACACCAAAAUUAAGGUUUUGGGUGAUAUAAAAGAUAUGAUCAGACAUCAUAAAGAUAAAAUCAAAGAUACAAAGCCAUUUUGA
Messenger RNA from Tetrahymena thermophila SB210, 2640 nucleotides. RefSeq lists its product as hypothetical. Lineage: Eukaryota; Ciliophora; Oligohymenophorea; Hymenostomatida; Tetrahymenidae. The record is from RefSeq and is a predicted model, not a curated record. The transcript has 8 exons.